This is a messenger RNA of Pelagomonas calceolata, 2928 nucleotides long. The record is from the annotation of a GenBank genome assembly. Lineage: Eukaryota; Pelagophyceae; Pelagomonadales; Pelagomonadaceae.
AUGGCACAAGACAAAAAAAAGCGCAAAGCCAGCACCGACGCCACAAAACCAAAGCGGCAAAAACUAGACAGCGCUUUCCUAGACCUCUUCUGGCAGCUCGCGUCGGCCUCGAAGAAGGCGAGGACCGCCGCCGCGGCAGCAUUAGACGACGCCUUGCAACAGGACGCGUCCAAGGCGCCCUACGCGCUGAAGCGGCUCCUCGGCGGCCUCGCGUCGCCGCGCGACGGCGCGCGCGCGGGAUGCGCGUGCGCGCUCGCGCAAUUGCUGCGGUCCGAGGCCGUCACCGCCGAUGCUGUAAAGGAGGGCUGCCAAACCUUGUACGUGCGCGGCGGCUCGUCGCGCCAGGACAAGCGCGACGCCAACGCCCAGGAUCUUGGGGAAUUACUAGCGGCGGAGUGCCUCAGUCGGAGCGGGUCUUGUGAUGCGGCGACGGCCUUGUAUUUCUGCGGUCGUGCUCUGGAUCUCCUCAAAAGAAAGUGGCUGCGGGAGCUCGCGGCGCGCGUCUUCGCGGGGCUGAUUCGUCGCGUCGACGACGACAAAGAUAUAAACCAAAGGCUGGACGCACUACUCGCGAGCGGCCUGGACGCCGAUUUGUUAGCCUUAGCUUUAUCAGCGAAGCGGCCCGUCGAGGACACAGAUUUAACGUGUCUGGGCGCCGCGGCGGCGCAGCUCUUUCCCCGCCUACACGUGGCCUGGGAGUUGUUGAUUGAGGACGACUACGCGCGCGUCGCUUCGGUGGUCGACGAAUUGGCGAAGUCGUCGUCCGUGGAACGGCGGGGCGCCGCUUUAUUGGUUGCGGCCCAGGCGCUGGAAAGGGGCGUCUCCCCGUCCAUCGUGCUGACGGACGCCGUCGCUCCCUCAUUAUUGAGUGCCGCGGCCCGCGGCGACGCGGCGCUCGGGCCCGUCGCCGGCCGGGCGCUCAAGCGCGUCGUAGGUGCGGCUUCUGACAAACCGCUCGAGGUCGCUACUCUACUAUUGGCGCGCGGCGGCGCGCACGCCUCAUCGGGCGCCGGCGGCAAGGCCGUCGUGGCGCUCGUCGAGGCCUGCGACGACGCGGACUUCGCAAAGCACGUCAAGGAGCGCGCGGCGACGGCGGCCGCGGGCGACGCGAGCGCUCUGACAGCGCUCGCGGCGCUGGCCCGGGGCCCGCGCGGCGCGGCGGCUUUUGAAGCUUUACUCGCGUGCGCGGCGCGCGUCGCGUUCUUCGGCGAGGCACCUAUCCAGGGCCACGAGGUCUCAACAGUGAAGUGCGAGGCAGACGACGAUGCGCGACGGAACGCGGCGUCCAUAAUCUAUGCUGCGCUCGCCGACCGCCUGAAGGCGGCGCCGCUCGAGGCCGGCGGUGCGGCGCUCGCGCCGCUCGAGGCGUUUUGUGAUAUUGUUCAAGAGUUGGACGGCACGGGGUUAGAACGCCGCGCGCCGCGAUUGGAGGGGAGCGCGCCCGCGGGUUCUGAUGAAGACGACGCCAUGACGGUCGUGCUGCGGUCCCUAGCUCUAUUAGCGGUGUGCCUGCUGGACGACACCGCGCCACAGGGCGUCGAGCGCCCGGCGACGGCCAAGGCUGUGUUGGAUGACCUCGAGCAGGCGCUUGAGUUGCGGCGCGCGGGCGACGCCACGGACAGCGAAUCUUUACUCAUCGCGCGCGCGGCCGUAGCAUUAUUAGGCUGCGCGCACGCGCACGGCGCGUCGCGCCUCGCGCGCGAGCUCGUGAAACGAGCCUGGGGCUUGAGCUGCGCCCAGGCGCCGCCCUCCGCUGCGGCCUACCGUGUUAUUUUAUGUGCGGUGACGGGUGAGGAGGAGGACGACGACGACGAGGAGGACGAGAGCGAGGAGGAGGACGACGAGGAGGAGUCGAUGAUGGACGAGAGCGACGUGUCCGAUUCGGAAAUGAUGGCGGGCCGCGACUCCGUGGGGUUCUCGGAGUUGGGCGACGACGUGCCGCUGGAGGACGGCGACGACAUCGAGGUCAAGGGCGACGACGUCAUGGCUUUGUUGGAGGAGGUCGACGGCGAGGACGCGCGCAAGGAACGGGACGCUCAUAGAAAAGCAGGCCGCACGGACGCGCGGCGCGCGGAAUUGCAGCUUCGGUUGAGAGCCUUGGAUCUACUCGAGCGGUGUUCUGGUGAAGAUGAAGCGCUGCGGGCGCUCGCUCCAUUAUCAUCGCUCGCCGCGGAGCUCGAGACGGACUCGGCACCGGAAGCCGCCGACCUCGCAAAUCGCUUAGGGGCAUUAUUGCGGGGGCGGAUCGGAAAGGCCGCGUCAAAAGCCGACGACGCGGCCGCGGCCGCGGCGACGACCACGGUUUUGUUGACGGAGCUGCGAUCCAGAAAGCGCGGCCCGUUCGCCGAUGCGGCGCAGGCCGCCCUCAAUGCGUGCGCGGCGGUGCUGCGGCGCGGUACCGACGUGCAGGCGCACGCGACCGCGGCCAACGCGUACGAGGGCGCCGCGACCGAGGCCUUUGGCUCGAAGAAGGCUAAAGUGCCGACGAAAAUCCUCAAAGACUGCGCGUCCAAGGCGCCCAACAUCGCCGCGGCGGCCUUCCUCGAUAAACUGCCCGGCUGGGCCGCAGAAGCGCCGUCGCCCUUCCUCGCCGGCGAAGCGCUGGCGCUCCUGGAUGCCCUGGCGGGGCGUGCAAGUGAAAAACACGCGGCGGCGGCGUUCACCGCGCUCGCGAGUCUCGCGCGCGACGAGCGCUUCCGGAAAGCCGACCGCGCGCGCGCGCUGCUCGAGACGGCAAAAGCGCUCGCCAAGGCGCGGCCCGGCGCGGACGCUUCGGAUUUCGCGGCGGCGGCCACGGCGCUUGCCGACGGCCACCCGUCCCAGGCCGUCCGGGGCCUGGCGGCGCAGUUCGCGGCGUCACUACCGACUACUGCCCCCGUGAAAAAGACGAAGAAGAAGCGCAAGAGUGCUAAGUAACACACAAUAUUU